AUGGAUAACCUUCAAGGAGCUUGCACCAACAGAUUACUUAUCGAGUUCCAACUCUUAUCAGAUAAAAAGAAGGUCUUGCAUGGAAGACCAUGGUCUUUUGACCGUUACCUUGUCUGCCUAAAGGACUUCGAUGGAGAGCUAUCUCCAAAUGAGGUGCAGUUCUCAUCAGAACCCUUCUGGGUUCAAGUCCAUAACCUCCCUUUCGUAGGUAUGACUAAAAUAUUAGGGGAGAUGAUUGGUGCAAUCAUAGGCAAGGUGCACACUAUGGAGGUUGAUGCCCAGGGGUGUGGAUGGGGUAGUUUUCUAAGACUCAAGGUGGAUGUGGAUGUCACCAAGCCUUUGAAACGAGGCCCAAUGAUCAACCUUGGUGGUAAACCAUGUUGGACUUAUUUCAAAUGCGAACAUCUACCUAAUUUAUGCUUCAAGUGUGGCCUACUGAAGCACAAGUAUGGAGGCUCACCUAAAGUUUCCUUUCAAGGACCUGCAUUUCGGGAGCAAUCAGAGGAGGAAGGUAACAUGGACACUGGUAAUGGGCAGUCUCAAUCAGCAGUAGAGGUAGAGGCCUCAAGUCAGAAAAUCCCAUCUUGUUUCAAGGAACCUGUCACGACCCAGCCUUUCUCUAGCCAAACCAACCAGGAUAGCAACUUGUCCUCUGUGCAAACCUGUAGUCCAAUGAGCUUGUCUAAGGAUCCCCUCUUUCUCGGGAUUCCUGUUGUGCCAACUAAAGCUUGUCCUUUGCCUUCUGGAGGUGCAGAGAAAAUGUCAGUCACAUAA
Juglans microcarpa x Juglans regia is the source of this 774-nucleotide messenger RNA. RefSeq lists its product as uncharacterized. Bases 1 to 774 code for a protein of 257 amino acids. NCBI's taxonomy places the organism in Eukaryota, Viridiplantae, Streptophyta, Magnoliopsida, Fagales, Juglandaceae. The transcript has 2 exons. The record is from RefSeq and is a predicted model, not a curated record.